Molecule: messenger RNA, 6980 nt
Organism: Meriones unguiculatus (Mongolian gerbil)
Lineage: Eukaryota; Metazoa; Chordata; Mammalia; Rodentia; Muridae
Gene: Cip2a
Product: cellular inhibitor of PP2A
Exons: 21
Coding region: 107-2833 (908 amino acids)
Source: RefSeq, a predicted model, not a curated record
GAUCCGGGGCGGAAAGGGUGGAGCCUACAAAAAAUCAAAAAUAGAGCGCGGCUACAGCUGGAGUCUGCGGCAGGCCGGUGUCGGUGUUCGCUGACAGCACGUCGAGAUGGACUCCACCGCCUGCUUGAAGUCCUUGCUCCUGAGCAUCAAUCAGUACAAAGCCGUUAAGUCGGAGGCGAACGCCACUCAGCUCCUGAGGCACUUGGAGAUAGUUUCUGGACAAAAGCUGACAAGGCUGUUUACAUCACAUCAGAUACUGCCAAGUGAAUGCUUGAGUUGCCUCGUAGAACUUCUUGAAGACCCAAACAUAAGUGCUUCACUGAUCUUAAGUAUUAUCAGUUUGCUGUCUCAACUGGCUUUAGAUAAUGAAAGCCGAGACUGUCUUCAGAAUCUAUACAAUCUGAACAGUGUGCUGGCAGGAGUGGUUUGUCGGAGCAGCACUUGCCACAAUGAUUCGGUGUUUUUACAGUGUAUUCAACUCCUGCAAAGGUUAACAUAUAAUGUCAGAUUUUUCCAUUCUGGUGCCCAUAUAGAUGACUUAGUUACAUUCUUGAUUGGUCAUAUACAGUCUUCUGAAGAUGAGCUAACAAUGCCUUGUCUAGGAUUAUUGGCAAAUCUUUGUCGGUACAAUCUUUCUGUUCAAACACAAAUAAAAACUUUGAGUAAUGUGAAAUCUUUUUAUCGAACUCUCAUAAGCUUCCUAGCACACAGCAGUCUGACAGUGGUUGUGUUUGCACUUUCAAUAUUAUCCAGUUUGACACUAAAUGAAGAAGUCGGGGAAAAGCUAUUUCAUGCUCGAAAUAUUCAUCAGACUUUCCAACUAAUAUUUAAUAUUCUCAUAAAUGGUGAUGGUACCCUAACAAGAAAGUAUUCAGUUGAUCUACUCAUGGAUCUCCUCAAGAAUCCUAAAAUUGCUGAUUAUCUUACAAGGUAUGAACACUUCUCUUCAUGUCUUAAUCAAGUACUUGGGCUUCUAAAUGCAAAAGACGCUGAUUCUUCUUCAAAGGUUUUAGAAUUACUUCUUGCAUUCUGUGCAGUGACUCAGUUGCGCCAUGUGCUCAGUCACAUGAUGUUUGAACAGUCUCCACCUGGCAACAACGUUCUGGGAAGCCGUCCUAAGAGCUUAGAACCUACUGUGGCUCUACUUCGUUGGCUAAGCCAACCUUUGGAUGGAUCUGAAAACUGUUCUGUUUUAGCUUUGGAGUUGUUCAAGGAAAUCUUUGAGGAUGUCAUUGAUACUGGUAACUGUUCCUCAACUGACUGUUUUGUGACGCUUCUGCUGCCUACAAUCCUAGAUCAGCUUCAGUUCACAGAACAAAAUCUGGAUGAGACCUUAAUAAGAAAAAAGUGUGAAAGGAUGGUCAAAGCCAUUGAAGUUUUGUUAACUCUGUGUGGAGAUGACACGCUGAAAAUGCAUGUUGUGAAAGUACUGACCACUAUAAAGUGCACCACACUGAUAGAGCAACAGUUUAAAUAUGGCAAGAUUGACCUGGGGUUUGGAACAAAGGUAGCAGAUUCUGAAUUGUGCAAACUUGCUGCUGAUGUAAUUUUGAAAACUCUUAAUUUGAUGAACAAACUUAAGCAAUUGGUUCCUGGUAUGGAAGUAAGCUUCUACAAAAUCCUUCAGGAUCCACGUUUGAUUACACCUUUGGCUUUUGCUUUAACAUCAGAUAAUAGAGAACAAGUACAGUCUGGAUUGGGAAUAUUGCUGGAAGCUGCUCCACUGCCAGAUUUUCCUGCCUUAGUCCUUGGAGAAAGUAUAGCAGCAAACAAUGUAUACAGACAGCAAGAAACGGAGAAUAUGCCCAGGAAAGUGCCUUUGCAGCCCUUAAAUCACUGUUUUUCAACAUCAGCAAAGUGCUUAACGCCUCCUCUUUCAAAAGAUAAUGCGCCUGCAUUGAACGUUGAAGAGCUAAUAGAGAAACUUCAGGCUGGAAUGAUGGUAAAGGAUCAGAUUAAUGAUAUAAGAAUAUCUGACAUAAUGGAUGUUUAUGAGAUGAAACUUUCCACAUUAGCCUCUAAAGAGAGCAGGUUGCAAGAUCUCCUGGAAGCAAAAGCCCUGGCUCUUGCACAGGCUGACAGACUAAUUGCUCAGUAUCGUUGUCAAAGAACUCAAGCAGAGACAGAGGCACGAACACUUGCAGGCAUGUUAAGAGAAGUUGAGAAAAAAAAUGAAGAGCUUAGUAUGUUGCUGAAGUCACAACAGCUGGAGUCAGAAAGAAUCCAAAAUGAUAUUGAGCAUCUCUUUCAACACAGUAGGAAGUUGGAGUCUGUGGCUGAAGAACAUGAAAUACUGACAAAGUCCUACAUGGAACUUGUUCAAAGAAAUGAAACUACUGAGAAGAAGAAUACGGACUUACAGACUACUUGUGAGUCCCUGAAUAAACAAGUUGAGACAGUGAAAAAGUUGAAUGAGUCACUCAAGCAACAAAAUGAAAAAGCUAUUGCUCAGUUGAUGGAGAAAGAAGAACAGAGAAAAGAAGUCCAGAGCCAGUUAGUAGACAGAGAAUAUAAAUUAUCAAAUUUGCGUAAAAUAGCAAAAUCCCAAGAAGAAAAGAUUAGUGUUUUACAAAAAGAAAAGGAAGAUAAACAGGAAGCCAUUGAUGGCCUUAAAAAAGAGUUAAGCAGAACAGAACAGAUAAGAAAAGAGUUGAGUAUUAAGGCUUCCUCCCUAGAAGUGCAGAAGACUCAAUUAGAAGGUCGUUUGGAAGAGAAAGAGUCUUUGGUGAAACUUCAGCAAGACGAGUUGAACAAACAUUCUCACAUGAUAGCAAUGAUCCACAGUUUAAGUGGUGGAAAAAUAAGCCCAGAAACUGUGAAUCUUAGUAUAUAAACAUUAUGGCUUUGGGGAAUUUGUACAUGAAUACUUUUGAUGUAUUUAUAUAUUAGAGGUCACAGUAAAUGGAGGAAUCAUGACUCCAAAACAGUUAUCAUUUGCUUGCUGUCUAUUGACUUAGUAAAAAUCCUAAUUUGUUUGAUGUUUUAUAUGAUCUUUGGAAUAGAGUUUGUUUGUUUGUUUGUUUGGUUGGUUGGUUGGUUAUUUUAUGGUUUGGUUUUUCUAAUGUUUGCCCCUACAUGUCUUAUUUAUUUUCAUUUAUGAUUAUAGUCAUGGAUUACUUAGUAUCAACCAUGGAUCAUUUAUAUAAAUGUGCUUUUAAGUACUUUCUUUAAUUUGUGACUAUAUGAGACACACAGACUAUGAGGGAUAAAAUGUCACUAAGCAAUAUCAUUUUUGGGGACUAUUGUAAUAAAUAUGAUCUAUCAUUGACUAAAAUAUCACCGUCACCAAGUGAUAUAUUUGUUAAAUUAAACUUUCUUGUUACAGUAGUCUUAAAAGAUUAGUUGGCUCAGAUCAACUAGUAAAAGGAGAAAUGGUCUGAUAAUACUAAGAAAUUUCUCUCUAAAGUUAAUAGUAUUCUCUAGUAGAUUGAAAGGACUUUUCUAUUACUGCAUAAAAAAUGAAAUAAUGUAAAGCCUAAACGCUAAAUUUGAAAACAGUGCACUAGUUAUGAGAAACAAUGUUUAAAAAUUGAAAGUGUCCAUUAUGUUAAAUGAUUACAUACUUUCUUAAUAGAAUUAUUCUUCGUAGAAUUAAUCUUCUCUAGUUCUUUUAUUUGGCUUGUAUUAUUAUUGCUUUUUUUUUUUAAGGCAUAUAGUAAGCUAAGGUAGUCUUUAACUCUCUCACUUUCUGUUUUUAUUUUUUGUUAUUGUUUUUCAAUUUUGUUGUUUGCUCUUUAAGAUGCAGUUUCUCUCUGUAGUCCAAGCUGAUCUUGAGCUCACUGUGGAACCCAUGCCUUUCUAUGGUGAUCUUCUGCCUUGGCUACCAAGUGCUGAGAUUAAAAGUGUGAUCUACUUAUAUCAGGCUAUGUUUUCUCCUUAAAAUAAUGUAUGUUGACAAACCCGUUAUCACUUUCAAAGGUAAUCUGAUUUCUAUCCUAGCUAGUUAAAAAUGUUAUUUUCUGUAGUAUAAUACACAUUUAAUGUAUAAAUAUUUUCCAACUGAACCAUUGAAAUUCGAAGCAAAAGUAUACUUGUUUUUAUUCAUACAAGGGAUUUUUUUCAGCACUUUUUAUUUGAAUAAAGUGCAAGUGUGAUGUUUUUAAGAAAACAUUUUAGAUCAGUACUUUUGAUAUCCUUGUUAUGUUAUUCGUGCAUUCUUAAUCAUAUAUGAUUUAUGUGAGUUUAGUUUUCUUUUCAUUUUCAAAUAUAAAAAAUAUGAAUUUGGGUUUAGGAAUUAAUCAUAUUUUCAUUUUAAUGGUUGCAUUAAGAACUAUAGCUGGAUGGUGGUGGUUUAUGCCUUUAAUCCCAGCACUUGGGAUUACAGAACCAAAAGCUCUGUUAAAAUGAAAAGAAUAAAAAAUUAAAAGGAACAAAUUAGUGAACGAACUAAAAAUUCUAGGAAAAAUAAAGCUGUACAACUCUCUAGGCACUGAAAAUAUAUAAAACCCCAUGUUACCCCAUAGAAUUGUCUGUGUGCUACCUAAUAACACUAACUAUACAUGCUUCUGAGCACUUGACAUGUGGUAUAUACAGCUGAAAAGUUGGAUUUUUAAUUUGUUUAAUAGCUACUCUAUGGGACACUUUGACAUUGUGAUAUGACAUUAUCUACAUUAUUUUAGGCAUACUCAGAGCUAUCCUGGGUGGAAUGCUACCAAAGGGACCCAGGUUAGAUUUGCCUAAUAGGUCAUAUAGUUUUCAGUUACAAUGUUAAACUUUUAUCUGAAAAAUAGAAAAAGUGAUGCAUAAGAUGUAAAUUGCACAUGAUUCUGAGUUGGUGAACUCUUACAUCUUCCUGCUCUGUUUUGGAUCAUGAAUCAUAUUUCCAUCAUAUCUCUACUUCAUAUUCUACUUUCAGUUUGGCUAUUUUAUUUAACCCAGUUAUCAGAUCAUGUUCAAAGGUACUGAAAUGGUUUAUUCAACAAACCUUUACUUUAUAAUACUUAAUAAUGGCCCUAAAACAUGCCAAAAUAGUAAUUUGGAUAUAACCGUUAUAUCUCACUUAAUUAAAGAACAUAGGAGAAGUGCAAUGAUAUUUUGAGAUCAAUACUAUAAUUAACUCAUUACAGCACCUAUUUAUAAUUACUGUUUUUAAUUAUUGUCGAUUAUUAUUUCCUUGCAGUACCUAAUUUAUAACUCAAGCUUUGUCGCUAGGUAUAAUACUGUGUGCCUGCAACUCUCAUACACUGAAAGCACAGAGAGAGGUAGAUCACAAGUUUGAUGUCGAUUGAGCUGUACAGUAAGGUCUUGUUUUACAUAAGAAUGAAACCAUGGACAUUGGUAGAACAAGAGUUAGUUAUAUUUAAUAAUAUGUAUUAUAGGAAGAAUCGUACAUGUAGAACUUAGUACUACCUCUGGUUCAAGGCAUCUGUAAGAACUUUGGGAUAUGUCAUUUUUGGAUGGGUGGGAACAACUGUACUCGAAUAUAUUGAUAGUAGCCUUUCUCAAAGUGCAGUCAUUUCAGUCUUUUUGUAGGAAAAGCAUCUUUCACUGCUUUCUUUGUUUCUUGUAGCAUGUUUCUUAUUCCUGUAUUCUUUUCAACAUGUAGUACAUUGGGUAUUUAUCUGGUUGUGUUUUAAUUUGAUUUUGUUUCUGGUUCUGUGUAGCUCAGAUUUUAAAAGCAAAAGUUAAUAUCUGGAUAUUUCUUUUCUAAAAAAGUUUUAAUUGAGUUCACACUAUUUUACCAUAGUUGAGGAUUUAGAGAUGAUUAGUAUGUUUCCUUUUAUUAUUUAUUCUUAAAACUUGUGCAAGUAAUGUUCUUGGGCAGUUUGAAUGAAAAUGGUCUCAGAGGCUUCUAGGACUGGCACUAUUGAGAGAGGUGUCCUUUUUGGAAUAGGUGUGGUUUUGUGGAGAAAGUGUUUCACUGGCUUUGAGGUCUCAGGUGCUCCAACCAGGCCAGUGGCUCAAGGUCUAUUUCUGCUGUGUGGAUCUAAGUGUAGAACUCUCAGCUUCUUCUCCAGCACCAUAUUUGUCUGCAGGCUACGAUGCUUCCUGCUAUGAUGAUAACAGACUAAACCUCUAAAACUGUAAGACAGUCCCAAUUAAAUAUUUUCCUUUAUAAGAGUUGCCAUUGUCAUGGUGUCUCUUCACAGCAAUAGAAAGCCUAACUAAAACAGUUCUCUUAAAACUUGAUUGAUUAAAGUUUAUUCCAAGCUGUUUGUUAAUUUAAUGUGAGGAUAAAAAGAAGAUGGAAGGCUAAUACUUUAUCGUAGAAAAUCAAAUUCGUGCUUCUUCAGGUCUUAACAUCAUAAAAACUAUCUGAUAACAGAGAUUCCAUCAUUGGUUAGUUUUGUUAUAUUAGGUUGUGGGAGACAUAGGAUUAUGGUCACAACUAUUAAGCCUUACAAUUUUAGCACAAAAGCAGCCUUGAACAUUGCAUAGGUAAAUAUUCCCAGCUCAGUUCUAGUAAACCUUAUUAACAAAAACUGUUAAUUAUUUGCUAUUAAAUGUUCAGUUUGCCCACUAAGAAAUCUCUCUUUGCUAUUCCUUGUCUUAUGAUCUGUUUUGUUUAUUAAUAACUGUUACUACAUUUUGUAUUUUCUUUGGCCUGUUAUAUUGUUUUGUGUCAUUUCCUUUUGUACAUUUAUAUAUAAAACAUUACUUGUAGAUACUUUACAGGUAGGACUGAUUUCGUAAUCUGUUUUGACAAUAAGUUCUUUUAUUUUCGUUCUCCACUUAAGAGUUGAUAUUGUAAGUCAGUAUAUAAAAUGCAAACCUCACUUCUCCAUAGCACCACUUAUCACGUCAUCCUUUAUGCUACAGAUGACUAUAUGUUGCUGCCUAUAUGUAAAUAAAUAGUUCCCAAGCAUUAUUACAGUAUUCUUUAAAUAAAUAAAUUACUCCAAAUGUCAUCAAUAUAUUUACCUAUUGCUUGUGCUGAAGCACAAUAGCUUAUAACAUGACGUGUGGGUUUGGGAGUCAUAACUAAGUUCUAGGCAGAGUCAGCUAAUAACUUUUUCUCUUCUAAUUUUUAUAUAUUUAUA